AUGAGUUUGACCUCGCGGGUGUUUGGCCUGUUCUCGACAGCGAAUUCAGACCCAACUGUGACACCUGCGGGGGACUCACCCACCUCGACAUGGACACAACCCACUCCCACCGGGGCGAUUCAUGAUGACCUUGCGCCGGUGGAGGAGGAAUCCCGGCCUCCAUAUCUACAUGCGAUGUUGGCUGGUGGUACCGGAGGAACAUGCGGCGACAUGUUGAUGCACUCGUUAGAUACCGUCAAGACCCGACAACAAGGCGACCCGACCUUCCCGCCGAAAUACACCUCGAUGGGUCAAUCCUAUGCGACAAUCUACCGUCAAGAAGGGUUCUGCCGCGGUCUAUAUGGAGGAGUGACGCCGGCCCUUCUCGGAUCGUUCCCCGGCACUGUGAUCUUCUUCGGAGUUUACGAGUACACCAAGCGUUUAAUGAUCGACUCGGGGAUCAACCCCAGCAUCGCAUAUCUAUCAGGCGGUUUCUUUGCCGACUUAGCUGCGUCCAUUGUCUACGUGCCAUCCGAAGUCCUGAAAACACGAUUACAACUGCAGGGACGACACAACAACCCACACUUUAACUCGGGCUACAACUAUCGCAACAUGAGAGAUGGAUUCCGUCAGAUCGUCCGCCUAGAAGGGUUUCCAGCAUUAUUCCACGGUUACAAAGCCACCAUCUUCCGCGACCUCCCGUUCUCGGCCCUUCAGUUUGCAUUCUACGAGAAAGAACAAUCUUUGGCUAAACAAUGGGUUGGCAAACGGGAUAUUGGAUUAGGCCUGGAGAUUUUAACAGCCGCCACCGCCGGCGGGAUGGCUGGUGUGAUCACCUGUCCCAUGGAUGUUGUCAAAACGCGGAUUCAAACCCAACAAAACCCGAUAGCAACCCCAACUCCAUCCGGCUCGGGCGCAAAGCAUUGUGUUGAACAUGUACCCAAAGAAAGUCCCCGACCACACGCGCCGGCAUCAUCACAUUCCCAUACCCCUCGAGCACACUCACGGCCGAUUUCCACCUCGGGAGCGUCCACAUCAAUUCCUGCACCGGGCACACCACGACUCGACACUUCAUCGGUGUUCACUGGGUUGAAAAUGAUUUACCGAACGGAAGGCAUUGCGGGGUGGUUCCGCGGCGUGGGUCCACGGGGUGUGUGGACAAGCAUUCAAAGCGGGACUAUGCUGGUGAUGUAUCAGUAUCUGCUUAAACAACUCGAGGCCCACCAGAUUCUGGAAGAGCGGGCUUUGUAG
Molecule: messenger RNA, 1230 nt
Organism: Penicillium soppii
Lineage: Eukaryota; Fungi; Ascomycota; Eurotiomycetes; Eurotiales; Aspergillaceae
Product: putative mitochondrial carrier protein
Exons: 2
Coding region: 1-1230 (409 amino acids)
Biological process (GO): magnesium ion export from mitochondrion
Molecular function (GO): magnesium ion transmembrane transporter activity
Source: RefSeq, a predicted model, not a curated record